This is a messenger RNA of Triplophysa rosa, 1547 nucleotides long. It is a transcript of the gene echdc2, whose product is annotated as enoyl CoA hydratase domain containing 2. Gene Ontology annotation, biological process: fatty acid beta-oxidation. NCBI's taxonomy places the organism in Eukaryota, Metazoa, Chordata, Actinopteri, Cypriniformes, Nemacheilidae. Gene Ontology annotation, cellular component: mitochondrion. Gene Ontology annotation, molecular function: enoyl-CoA hydratase activity. Bases 348 to 1310 code for a protein of 320 amino acids. The transcript is spliced from 9 exons. The record is from RefSeq and is a predicted model, not a curated record.
UUGCAUUUAUCAAAGUAUUAAAUAGAGAAGUUUGAUCAAUAUUCAUUAACGUGUGGAGAGCGAUACCUGCAACUACAGCAAUAUAACGUUAAAGUGCAGUAUAUAAUCCCUGUAUGAGAAUAGUGACGAGUGUUGUAUGAGCGCGAGAUCAGUUUGAGGAAGUAAUACAUUGUAACUAGAGACGAACAAACGUGCACUGCGUGAGAGACGGUGUUUAGCAAAUAAUAAUUACUCUCCCACAAGGGUUAUUAUUGACAGCAACUGGUUUGAUUCCGGGUUAAACGGUUUCAUUUUGUUUUUGAACUUCCAAGAUCAUUGUUACAACAUACGAAAGCAACUUAUUUAGGAUGAAUGUACUUCAAAGAGUUGUCACGGGAACUGCUAGAAUUGUUAAACCCGGAGUGGAUUUCAUGGGAACGUGCUGCGCGUUUACUGGGCAGAUUAAGCGAUUGUUCCCUCUGAGGUUUAAUCAAAACCGCUCAUGGUGUUCUGUUGGGCCGGCUGAUGAUCGGCCUGAAAUCAGCUUGAAUCGACUUGAAGGGGAAGACAACGGUAUAGUGGAAGUGCUCAUGUGUCGUGAGAAGGCACGGAACUCACUGGGCUGCGUGUUUGUGGGUCAGAUGAGAGAGUUGGUUUCAUCAUUACAUCAUGACACAGCAGUUCGUGUGGUGCUAUUCAGAAGUUUGGUCCCUGGAGUGUUUUGUGCAGGGGCAGAUCUUAAGGAGAGAGCUCAGAUGAGCAACUUUGAGGCAGAACACUUUGUGCACAGCUUACGAUCGCUGAUGAAUGAUAUUGCUGCUCUGCCCAUGCCAGCCAUCGCAGCAGUGGACGGCUUUGCUCUGGGGGGCGGAUUGGAGUUGGCAUUAGCAUGUGAUAUACGUACGGCAGCACAUACUGCACAGAUGGGCCUGAUUGAAACUACGCGAGGAUUACUCCCAGGGGCAGGAGGUAGUCAGAGGUUGCCACGGACGGUGGGCUUCGCCAUUGCAAAAGAGCUGAUAUUCACCGGCCGGUGUGUUGGGGGUGAGCAGGCUAUGGAGUUAGGGCUGGUCAACCGCUCUGUGCCACAGAACCAGACGGGAGACGCGGCACAUAAAGAGGCUCUGAGUUUAGCUCAAGAAAUCCUUCCUCAGGCCCCGAUAGCAGUGCGCAUGGCUAAAGUAGCCAUGAAUCGUGGUGCUGAGGUGGACAUCUCUUCAGGAAUGGCUAUUGAAGGAAUGUGUUAUGCCAGGCUCAUUCCAACACAGGACAGACAAGAGGGAAUGGCCGCGUUUAUAGAGAAGAGACCCCCAAGAUACAUCGGCGAGUGAAUGUUCAAGUCUCCCAUAUGCACUACUGCAGCGUUUUCAUCUCUGGAUGUUUUUUCAUUUGUUUUAAAUCAGCACAUUCUGUACUGACAUAAAGUGCUGGGUUUAAUUUUCACUGGUGUUGUUUUUAGAUGUUAUGCAAAUUUCAAAAGUUUCACUUUACACAGGGAAUUUUUUGUCUUGCAUUUCUGGAUGAUUUUUUUGAAUUUAAAUGAAUUUCUGAGAUUUAGAAAAUACCUU